This is a messenger RNA of Ipomoea nil (Japanese morning glory), 1701 nucleotides long. Its product is annotated as protein MAK16 homolog A. The record is from RefSeq and is a predicted model, not a curated record. Gene Ontology annotation, cellular component: preribosome, large subunit precursor; nucleolus. The transcript is spliced from 10 exons. Gene Ontology annotation, biological process: maturation of 5.8S rRNA; maturation of LSU-rRNA. The coding region runs from base 479 to 1387 and encodes 302 amino acids. NCBI's taxonomy places the organism in Eukaryota, Viridiplantae, Streptophyta, Magnoliopsida, Solanales, Convolvulaceae.
UUUUAGCCCGCCAGGCUAGCCCUAAAUCCUAAUUUUUCCCUUUCUGCGAUUUCUGCCGUUUCUCCCUUCUUCAACUCUCCGUCUCACCCUCAGUCCCUCUGUGGCGGUCGCCUACUGCCCUACUCCCAGCGACGCAGCCGCGUCACAGCCGACCACCUCCGGCCACCCCCCGUCUCAGUAGACACCAGGUCAGCAGACACCCCUCCGAGUCUCCGACCAGCCGACGGCUCUAUCCAGCAUCAACAUUCAACAGCACUAAAGCAGCGACCAGAGAGAGGGAAGCGGAGGCGGUGUAUCACGAGCUUGGACUCAGCUCCAAUUAUACGUCCGACAAAUUUCCAAAUUUUGCACUUCAACUAUACUGUCCUAACUUCAUUUUAGUUCGGAUUUUGGAUAUCCUGUUUGUAAGGCGAAUCUUAAAUUAGUUCAAUUUGUAACGGAAAGAUUAGUCUGUGGAUUGAAGAAAGAGAGGUGAAAGAUGCAGCACGAUGAGGUCAUAUGGCAAGUUAUCAGACACAAGCACUGCAGCUUUAUGGCAAAACUUGAAACGGGGAUAUUUUGCCGAAAUCCAUAUAACGUCACCGGUGUUUGCAAUCGGAGCUCGUGCCCUCUUGCUAAUAGUCGCUAUGCCACAAUAAGGGAUCAUGAUGGAGUAUUUUAUUUAUACAUGAAAACAAUAGAAAGGGCUCACAUGCCAAACAAGUUGUGGGAAAGAGUUAAACUGCCCAGAAAUUAUGAAAAGGCUCUUGAAAUAAUCGAUAAACAUUUGACUUACUGGCCAAAGCUCCUUGUACACAAGACAAAACAAAGAUUAACUAAAAUGACUCAGAUGCGCAUAAGGAUGAGGAAGCUCGCUUUAAAAACACGAGAGAAGAUAAUGACUACGCCUAGAAAAGAGAGGAAGAGAGAGGCUCGUAGAGAACAAAAGGCAGAACAAGCAGCUGUUCUUGAUAAGAGUAUAGAAAAGGAAUUGCUGGAGCGCCUCAAGAGAGGAGUUUAUCCUGGCGAGAUAGUCAAUAUUAUCCCUGUUGCAAAGUACAAUGAGAUUCUUGAUAAAGAAGCUAUUGUUGAUGAGGAAGACGAAGAUGAAGAGGAACAUGAGGUAGAGUAUGUCGAAGGAUAUGAUGAAUUAGAAGAGGAGGAGGAUAUGGAAGAUUUUGGUGGUUUAGCAAUUGAGAAUGCUGGUGCAGCAGAUGAUGAUGAUGAGGUGGACAGUGAUGAUGAAGAGACUGUUGCAAUUCAUCGAAAGAGGAAUAAGAAAGAGUCUGGCUUAGGUUCAAGAAAGCAUGGGAGUGAUGAACCGAGUGUCAAAGCUAAGAAGAAAGCAAAAGUACUUGUUGAGGUUGAGCAUGAAGAUGGAGGUGAAAGACAAACUGCAGUCCAAUGAAAGAAUGUAUGUUUUUUAUACUUAUCGUACUUGCCAGAAAUUAAGGUGGUUCAUAUCCAAGUUAUACCCAAUUGUUUGUCCGACUUUCUUCAGUAGCUAGUAAUAUGAUGGUUAGAAGAGUUGUCCCAGAAGAUGUGUCUGGUAAUUUUGGUUCUCUUCCGGAUACUGCACUGUAUGACAAAUUUUGUUCCCUUAGUUUCUGUUUAUUUUCUCUUUAUCUGAAUUUUAUUAGUAUUUGCUAAUUGUUUCCAUUCAACGGAUUGAACAGAAAUGUUGCAGUUUCUUGAAUGAAAGUGUAAAAUGAGUUACUGAAA